This is a messenger RNA of Neopsephotus bourkii (Bourke's parrot), 1892 nucleotides long. RefSeq names its product synaptotagmin 9 (gene SYT9). Gene Ontology annotation, molecular function: clathrin binding; SNARE binding; calcium ion binding. Bases 117 to 1244 code for a protein of 375 amino acids. NCBI's taxonomy places the organism in Eukaryota, Metazoa, Chordata, Aves, Psittaciformes, Psittacidae. The transcript is spliced from 3 exons. Gene Ontology annotation, biological process: regulation of dopamine secretion; regulation of calcium ion-dependent exocytosis; calcium-ion regulated exocytosis. The record is from RefSeq and is a predicted model, not a curated record. Gene Ontology annotation, cellular component: dense core granule; membrane.
UAAGGAUGCGGGCGGCGGCCCGGCGGCGCGGGCUGCUGCAGGCGGGCGGCGGGCAGCGGCGCAGCGCCUGACCGCAGGGCUCGGCUCCGCUCCUCUCCCGAGGAUGCUGCGGGGCAAUGCCCGGCGACAGGGAGGACGAGAUUUGCGAGAAAGCGCUGCAGCUCCUGGCCGAGCUGUGCUCCGUCGGGGCGGUGGAGAACGAGAACUGCCGGGAUUUCAUCUACUACCUGCGGGACAGAGCCCGGCCCCGCCUCACCGACUCAGAUAUCUCAAUAAGCUUGCUCUCCUUAGUUGUCACAGCCUGUGGCCUUGCUCUGUUUGGUGUCUCUCUGUUCGUAUCUUGGAAGCUUUGUUGGAUCCCUUGGCGAGAGCGUGGUCUGCCAUUUGGGAGCAAAGACAACAAACAAGAAUCGCUGAACUACACAGAUACAGAGACCAAUGACCAUGACUACAGUGAGGAUUAUCUGGGACAGCCUACAGCCUAUCCGGAGUCCUCCAUGAAGAUCAGCCACACCUCCCCUGAUAUUCCAUUAGAUGCUCAGGCAGGAACGAAGGAGAACUGUGUACAGAAUGCGCGAAUGCAUCGUCAGGUCACUGAACCAACCUCUUCUGAUCGGCAUAAUUCAAUCCGAAGACAGCUCAACCUCUCCAACCCCGACUUCAACAUCCAGCAGGUUCAGAAACAGGAGCAACUGACGGGGAUUGGCCGCAUUAAGCCAGAGCUGUAUAAACAAAGAUCAGUGGACACAGAUGAUGGCCGGAGGAGUAAUAGCAAGGCAUGUGGAAAACUGAACUUUAUUCUGAAAUAUGAUUGUGAUUUAGAGCAGUUAAUAGUGAAGAUACACAAGGCCAUCAACCUGCCAGCAAAGGACUUCUCUGGAACUUCAGAUCCAUAUGUGAAGAUAUAUCUGCUUCCUGAUAGGAAAACAAAACACCAGACUAAAGUGCACAGAAAGACCCUAAAUCCAGUAUUUGAUGAAGUUUUUUUAUUUACAGUCCCAUACAAUGAUUUGAAUGCAAGGAAGCUCCAUUUCUCUGUGUAUGACUUUGACAGAUUCUCCAGGCAUGACUUGAUUGGCCAAGUGGUAGUGGACAAUUUUUUAGAUUUGGCAGAUUUUCCCAGGGAAUGUAAUAUUUGGAAGGAUAUUGAAUAUGUCACCAAUGUAAGUAUUACAAAUUUCUUUUUUGAAAUUUUUUGUUUCUGGUUUUAUUUCUUUAAUCUGAUAGUAACUGAAACUGUCUGAUACAUUUGUGAAGGAAACUAUUAUCUCUCUUUCUGAAGCUUUGACCUUAAUCCAAAGAAAUUGAUGGUAUGUUUUCAGUCUUCAUUUCUGAUUCUUUGGAUAUAUUAAAGAAUGUCUUAUGUAGGAGAUAGUGGAUUUAGUCACUGCCCUGCUGAUGAGAUAGAAAAGCUGGAGAAUGUUUUCCUCUUAAUCAUACUUAAUCUAAAACUUACUUAAGGAAAUACUGCUUCUCUUAUUUUGCCUGUCUUUCUGUGUUUUGCAUGAAUCGCCACAUAAAUUACAGCAUACUAAUCAGCCAGAAGUGGAGAUUCAAAAUUUCUUCUGUGGUGCUCUUCAGUCCUUCAGAACACUAUAUUCUCAUAAAGCAAGAUACCACCACUCUAUAAACCGGGGAAUUAGAGUUCAGACUGUGCUGUUCCAUGAAAGCAAUUAAAAACACUGAAGUAGUUUAACUCUUUGUUUCGUAUCUUUUUGUUACAUAGGGAAACAGAAAACUUAGAAGUCCAUAUUUCUGCUAUCCCAAAGUCUCUGUUAUCAAAUUCUAUGCAGGAAUCCAAUUAGUGAUUAGCUACAAACCCACAAAAAUUACUUUUUGGAAAAGAAAGAGCUUUCUUCUCAAAUCAUGAGCCAACCUUCAUGUAAUGCUCU